GGAAGAGAGGACACUUUCGAGUCUGCAGGAUUGUAUUUGUCGCUGUUUCCCUUCCACAGUGCUCGAGCUCCGGUCAUCUUGUCCACAAUCAAGCCUGAGCGGUUGAGGUAAGCAAGUCAAACGCUUGUUAAAUGUUUUUCACCAGAUAGGUAGAAGUUGCGAAAAGACUGAGGUUGAAUAGGAGCUGCUGAAAGCCUGAGCAAUACUGUUCGCACUUUCGUCAAAGCAUGGUGGAAAUAGACUAGCCUGAUUGUUUGUUUUGGCUAGCAAGUGAAACUUCUCCGUGGUUGCCUGAGAAUCCGUAGAUGUGUGCUUGAUCAAUAUGCAACGAGCUCUCUUGAAUAAAUGAUCAAUAACCAAUCAAGUGAUCGUAGCCUACUGUAUCUCUUCCACAGGCUCCUCGCGGCCAAGGACAAGACGGACACACAUAAAAGCAGGUGCUUUAAUGGAACACAUAAAAUGAUAGCAAAAGUGCUCUUCUGUCCGCCCUUGAAACUGGACUGAAACCAAAAGUGAAAUAUUCACAGGCUUGAGUGGACAGCACUCUGAAUAUAUUUACAUUUCCUGCCUGAUACGUUUGAAAACAAGCACUGUUUAGUGUAGAAGGGGGAGGGGUAAAGAUACCCUUCUGUACAUUUGUUUUAGAAAUGGAUGGCAAUAUGGGAGAGAUGUCAGUUCACAGUCAUGUGGAGCUCGCACACAGUCAGGACAGUCGUGCGAUGUUACACUCGCGAGACCUCUCUGCCGCCUUCCCACGUCCCUCUCUGGGAGGCCACCCCAUGGGCCUGGAACAUGAGCACAGGAGCCCUGGGUACGAGCACAGCAUGCCGACGCUGGGGUAUGGCAGGGACACCCCGACAAGCGGUGGUAGCACCUACACUACACUGACCCCUCUCCAGCCAUUUGAUGACAAGUUUCACCAUCACCAUCACCCCUGCUUACCGGUCAGUAAUGUCAUCGGUAGCUUUACGCUCAUGCGUGAGGAUAGGGGGCUUGGAGGAAACUUCUAUAACCCCUAUGGCAAAGACUUGAGCAUGGCACAGAGUCUGUCUCCACCACUUGGCAGCUCAGGCCUGGAGACAGCCAUGCAUGGUUACGGCUCGUUAGGGAGCCAGAACGGACACAGUGGCCAGAUGCUUGCAAGCAGCCAUGAUGUCCAUAUGGGCAGCAGUGGGGGGAACAUAUUCUGCCGAACAGCAACAGACUUUGGGAGGGAAAUGUCACCACCCUCACUAGUCGGAGAGCAUGGGGUCAGCCACCAGCUAAGCAAGAUAGACACCCACCAGCACGCACCCACGUACCACCCCCAUAUCUACACCCAGAGCUACCAACAGCACCAUCACAGCCAGCAAGCCUCUAAGCUGGGGGAACUCCCUGGCUCUUCCCCCUCCUCGUCGUCAUCCUCCUCCAGCUCCAGUCUGGCCAGGGAGAGCAUGCUGGCCGGCUCCCAGAGCAACGGGGCAGGGGAGGAGAUCAACACCAAAGAUGUGGCCCAGCGGAUCAUCACAGAGCUGAAGAGGUACAGCAUCCCGCAGGCCAUCUUCGCCGAGAGGGUGCUGUGCAGGUCUCAGGGCACCCUGUCCGACCUGCUCAGAAACCCCAAGCCCUGGGGCAAGCUCAAGUCCGGCCGCGAGACCUUCAAGAGGAUGUCCCGCUGGUUACAAGAGCCAGAGUUUCAGAGGAUGGCGUCGCUGCGACUAGAAGCAUGUAAGCGCAAAGAGCAGGAGUCGAAGCAGGAGAGGAACCAGGGGCCCAAGCGCACUCGGCUGGUCUUCACCGACCUGCAGCGGCGUACACUGAUGGCCAUCUUCAGGGAGAACCAGCGGCCUGCCAAAGACCUGCAGGUGACCAUCGCACAGCAGCUCGGACUGGAGCUUUCCACCGUCAGCAAUUUCUUCAUGAAUGCUCGCAGAAGAAACCUCAACCGCUGGAGCGAAGAGGGACGCCCAUCCUCCACCGGCUCUUCAGGGUCCAGCACCUCCUCCCCUGCCGUCUCCUGCACCACGGCGUGA
Molecule: messenger RNA, 2012 nt
Organism: Colossoma macropomum (tambaqui)
Lineage: Eukaryota; Metazoa; Chordata; Actinopteri; Characiformes; Serrasalmidae
Gene: onecutl
Product: one cut domain, family member, like
Exons: 2
Coding region: 648-2012 (454 amino acids)
Biological process (GO): regulation of transcription by RNA polymerase II
Cellular component (GO): nucleus
Molecular function (GO): DNA-binding transcription factor activity, RNA polymerase II-specific; RNA polymerase II cis-regulatory region sequence-specific DNA binding
Source: RefSeq, a predicted model, not a curated record